CUUCCCUUUGCCGCCCAGCCCGGCGGGCGCCGCCGGCCGCUGCUGCUUCUCCCCCCCCGCCCCGCUCCUCCUCCUCCGUCCGCGCCCCGGUGCAAAUCUGGGGGAGCCCCCCUCCUAUCUUUGCAACACCCCCCUCCCGCCCUUCCCAGGAUUGCACGGGGCCCGGCCGGGAUGCAACAGCCCUAGAAGCAAAAAAAAAAAAAAAAAAAAAAAAAAAAAAAGGGGGGGGGGUCAGGUUUGCAACUCAAUUUCCUGCCCCCCCCCUUACACCCCAGUUUCAGCCAGGCCCUAGGGAUGGUGCGGAGGGGCCACUGGAAGGACAGACGGAAGUGCGUCCUCUGAAGACAUUGCCCCGGUUGCUUAUACCUACGUGAUGGGGAGAUAAAUUGAGUUCACGCGACUCUCUGAUGGACAGGCCCGUGAGUUCCCGCGGUGAACACUGAGGGUCACAGGAGAGCCGCCAUGGCCGGCGCCUCCGUCAAAGUGGCCGUGAGGGUGCGGCCUUUCAACUCCCGGGAAAUCAGCCGGGACGCUAAAUGCGUGAUCCAGAUGCAAGGAAAAACUACCUGUAUCACCAAUCCCAAGCUGACAAAAGAUGCUCCCAAAAACUUCACCUUCGAUUAUUCCUACUGGUCCCACACCUCGGAGGAGGACCCCAGCUUUGCCUCCCAGCGACAGGUGUACGAGGACAUCGGGGAGGAGAUGCUGCUUCACGCCUUCGAGGGCUACAACGUCUGUAUCUUCGCCUACGGCCAGACCGGGGCCGGCAAGUCCUACACCAUGAUGGGCAGGCAGGAGCCGGGGCAGCAGGGGAUCAUCCCCCAGCUGUGUGAGGAUUUGUUCACCCGGGUCACCGAGAGCCACUCCCCCGACCUGUCCUACUCCGUGGAGGUGAGCUACAUGGAGAUCUAUUGCGAGCGGGUGCGGGACCUGCUGAACCCCAAGAGCCGGGGGAACCUGCGGGUUCGGGAGCACCCCAUCAUGGGCCCCUACGUGGAGGACCUGUCCAAGCUGGCCGUCACCUCCUUCGCUGACAUCCACGACCUCAUGGACUGCGGGAACAAGGCCAGGACCGUGGCCGCCACCAACAUGAACGAGACCAGCAGCCGCUCGCACGCCGUGUUCACCAUCGUCUUCACGCAGAGGAGACACGACGAGCUGACCGACCUCGACACCGAGAAGGUCAGCAAAAUCAGCCUGGUGGAUCUGGCCGGCAGCGAGCGAGCCGAGUCAUCCGGCGCGAAGGGCAUGAGGUUAAAGGAAGGUGCGAACAUCAACAAAUCCCUCACCACGCUGGGGAAGGUGAUCUCCGCCCUGGCCGAGAUGCAAAACAAGAAGAAGAAAUCCGAUUUCAUCCCUUACCGCGACUCGGUUCUCACCUGGCUGCUCAAGGAGAAUCUGGGCGGUAACUCCCGCACGGCCAUGAUCGCCGCCCUGAGCCCAGCCGACAUCAGCUACGAGGAGACGCUCAGCACCCUCCGCUACGCGGACCGCACCAAGCAGAUUCGGUGCAACGCGGUGAUCAACGAGGACCCCAAUGCCCGGCUCAUCCGGGAGCUGAAGGAGGAGGUGGCCCGGCUCAGGGAGCUGCUCUUCGCCCAGGGCCUCUCCGACGCCCCCCUCCCCGGCGGCUUGAAGCGGGAGGAGCCCGACAGCCACCCCCCUGCUCCCGCACUGCCCUACGACCCCGCGGCCGAGCCCCAGUCCCCCGCCCCCCUCAACGGGGGGUCCGAGCCCUUCCCCACCCUGGAGGAGCAGGUCAUCUGCACAGAGGAGGCUAUGGAGAGGCUGCAGGAGACGGAGAAAAUCAUCGCGGAGCUGAACGAGACAUGGGAGGAGAAGCUGCGGAAAACCGAGGCCCUUCGGAUGGAGAGGGAGGCGCUCCUGGCCGAGAUGGGCGUGGCCGUGCGGGAAGACGGUGGCACGGUGGGGGUCUUCUCCCCGAAAAAGACCCCGCACCUGGUGAACCUGAACGAGGACCCGCUCAUGUCGGAGUGUCUACUAUACCACAUCAAGGACGGCGUGACCAGGGUGGGCCAGGUGGACGUCGACAUCAAGCUGACGGGGCAGUUCAUCAACGAGCAGCAUUGCCUUUUCCGGAGCCGCACCGGCCCCGCCGGGGAAGCCAUUGUCACGCUGGAGCCGUGCGAGGGGGCUGAGACCUACGUCAACGGGAAGCAGGUGACGGAGCCGCUGGUCCUGAGGUCAGGUAACCGCAUCGUGAUGGGCAAGAACCACGUUUUCCGCUUCAACCACCCGGAGCAGGCGCGGCUGGAGCGGGAACGCAGCGCCCCCGCCGAGCCCCCCGCCGAGCCCGUCGACUGGAACUUCGCCCAGCGCGAGCUGCUGCAGGAGCAGGGCAUCGACAUCAAGCUGGAGAUGGAGAAGAGGCUCCAGGACCUGGAGAACCAGUACCGCCGGGAGAAGGAGGAGGCCGAUCUGCUCCUGGAGCAGCAGAGGCUGUACGCGGACUCGGACAGCGGGGACGACUCGGACAAGCGCUCGUGCGAGGAGAGCUGGCGGCUCAUCUCCUCGCUGCGGCAGAAGCUGCCGGCCACCAACGUGCAGAGCAUCGUGAAGCGCUGUGGUGUGCCCAGCAGCGGCAAGCGGCGGGAGCCGCUCCGGGUCUACCAGAUCCCCCAGCGCCGGCGCCUGGGCAAGGACCCCCGCUGGGUCACCCUGGCCGACCUGAAGAUGCAGGCGGUGAAGGAGAUCUGCUACGAGGUGGCGCUGAACGAUUUCCGCCAGGCCCGGCAGGAGAUCGAGGCCAUGAGCAUCGUGAAGAUGAAGGAGCUGUGCCGGCUCUACGGGAAACGCGACCCCAACGAGAAGGAGAGCUGGCGGGCCGUGGCCCGGGACGUCUGGGACACCGUGGGCGGGGGCGAGGAGCCGGAGGGCCGCGGCGGCGGGGGCGCCAACCCGGCGGUGGACGACCUGCGGGCCCACAUCGACAAGCUGACCGACAUCCUGCAGGAGGUCAAGAUCCAGAACAACAUGAAGGACGAGGAGAUCCGGGCCCUGCGCCACCGCAUGGUGAAGAUGGAGAGGGUCAUCCCCAUCGCCCAGGAGGACGGGGUGGACGAGGACCUGGAGAACGACUGGAGCUCCCCGCUGUUCGAGGCGGGGCUGGCGGAUGAGGCGGGGUCCCGGGACCGGGCGGGGAGCCCGGAGUCCCUGUGCGCCCGGGAGGAGCCAGAGCGGAGCUACGCGCGGGUGUGCCGGCUGAUGGAGCAGGACCCGGCUUUCCGGCGCGGCCGCCUCCGCUGGCUGAAGCAGGAGCAGGCCCGGCUCCAGAACCAGCAGCAGCUCGGCAAGGGCCUCCGGCGCCAGCCCCACGCCCCCGGCAAGUUCGUGCCCCCCCAGGACUGCAAGCUGCGUUUCCCCUUUAAGAGCAACCCCCAGCACCGCUACUCCUGGGGCCCCAACACCGCCUUCAUGGUGGCCGGUGGCGAGGAGCCGGAGCCGGAGGGCGACGGCCUGGGGCAGGAGCCAGCCCCGGGGUCGCCCCGGCGCCCCGGCGGCCCCCAGCACAAACACUGCAGCCAGCAGCCGGCCCAGCGUCCCCACCGGCGCAACUCCCUGGACGGGGGGAGCCGGGCCAAGCCCUCCCGCCCCGGCGCCCCGGAGCACUACCAGUCCCGCAAGCACAACUAUUACCCGCAGCACCGCCAGCCUUACCCGCAGCACCGCCCCUACCUGGGCCCCCGCCCGCCCCACGCCACCCCGCCCCGCAUGCGCCGGCAGCGCUCGGCCCCCGAGCUGCAGGACCAGGAGACCCCGGUGUAACCGCCGCCCCCCCGGGGGGGCCGCCUCUGGCGUGGAGGGUCAUGGGGAAUGCCAGAGACGGCAGCCAAGCUGCAGAGGACCAUGGGAACGUGAGACGAGCCGCAGCGGAGUGUGGGGAAGCCAGGGGGCGACGGCGGCGCUGCACGGGGGCUCGUGGGAAAAUCAGGGAGUGGAGGAUCAUGGGAAAUGGGGGCAGGCCGCCGAGGGUCAUGGGAAAGUUGCAGGGGGGAGUAAGUGCGGCGCUGCAGAGGAUCACGGGACGUUACGGUGAGCCACGUUGGAUCCUGGGGCGAUUGCGGAGUAGAGGAUCAUGGGAAAUCAGGGUGAACUGCAGAGGAUCAUGGGACAUUAGGGUGAGCCAUGUUGGAUCAUGGGGAAAAUCAGGGAGUGGAGGAUCAUGGCAAGCCAUGGGGGCUCAUGGGAAAAUUGCAGAGUGGAGGAUCAUGGGGAAAUCAGGGUGAACCGCAGAGGAUCAUGGGGAAAAGCGGGGAGUGGAGGAUUGUGAGAAAGCAGGGUGGGUUGCAGAGGAUCAUGGGAAAUGGAGCCAGGGGACAAGUUGCAGAGGAUUGUGGGAAGUGGGGAUGGGGCGGGUGAGCCGCAGAGGACUGUGGGAGCUCCCAUUCUGGGGAUGGGCGGGAAACUCCCCCGGGAGCCAGCCGGCUUGGCCCCAUGCCCCCAGGGGUCUCUGGGUGCUGGUGCUGGGAAGAGUGGGGAGACCCCUGGUCCCAAAGGCCCCCCCCGGGGGUGCGUCGCCCACCUUGGGCCCUGCUCACCCAAGGACAAUCAGGUUAAUUGUAAACCCCCCCUUCCUUGUCGCACCCUUGGGGGGGGGCUUGUCUUGGCCACCCCACCCCAUACAGCUGCUGCUGGAGGGGGCUGCAGGGCAUGGGGCUCCCCUACAAGCCAGAACUAUGGAGGGGUAAAGGAAGCCACGGGAGUAGGGCCAGAUGUGGGACUGGGGCUGCAGGGGGAGCCAGGACUCCUGGGUUCUCUCCCAGGCUCUGGGAGGGGAGUGGGUGCUAGAGAGUGGGGGUGGGGGUGGGGCUGGGAGCCAGGACUCCUGGGUUCUCUCCCUGGCUCUGGGAGGGGAGUGGGGGCUGGUGGGCCCCAGGACUUGCAUUUCCCUGGCUGUGGUUGGGGGGCUGGUGUCUAGAUGGGUCCUGAGCCUUUAAGUGGGGGGGGGGGGGUUCACAGCUGUCCCCCAAUCCUGCCCCCCUGGCCUCAGCAAAGGCCUGGCUGAUUUCCAAAGCCUCCAGUGCCCCCUAGCUUUGAGGUCCCCCCUCCCCGCAAGGGGGGGGGCAAGGGUGGAGAGGGACAAGCCCUGCCCCCCCCAGGUGCUGAAGCCCACACACCAAGACAUUCACUGCCUUCAGGACCCCCCCCACAACUCAGCACCCCCAACUCAGCAGCAUGACCCCCUAGAGCCCAGAACCCCCCCCACUGGGGGUCCCUCAGCCCCCCCACCCCCCAGGAGAAGUUGUGGCCUGUGUGUGUUGUGUUUCUUCACCCCCCUCCGUUCUCUGUGGUUGGAUUUAUUCUUGGGGGGGGCAGGCCCAGGAAUUAUAUUGUGCUGUCCCCCCCCGUAUUAAACGUGUAAACUGCC
Caretta caretta (loggerhead turtle) is the source of this 5389-nucleotide messenger RNA. Lineage: Eukaryota; Metazoa; Chordata; Testudines; Cheloniidae. The record is from RefSeq and is a predicted model, not a curated record.